This is a messenger RNA of Anisakis simplex (herring worm), 186 nucleotides long. NCBI's taxonomy places the organism in Eukaryota, Metazoa, Nematoda, Chromadorea, Rhabditida, Anisakidae. The record is from the annotation of a GenBank genome assembly.
AUGGAGAACGAAGAGGUUGGUGUGGCUCGUUCGGCGCAAAUAUUCAGAAAUUUUCUGUAUCGAUAUCGUGACGAGUUGAGCGCUUCGGUUCUGGUGGCUGGUUACGAUGACGAUGAGGGCGGACAGGUGAACAUUCUCCCUGUCCAUUCAUUGUCGUUCAAAUGUGAUCUUUUUCAGUUGAGAUGA